Messenger RNA from Aspergillus bombycis, 1653 nucleotides. RefSeq names its product MFS transporter. The record is from RefSeq and is a predicted model, not a curated record. Gene Ontology annotation, biological process: transmembrane transport. The transcript is spliced from 5 exons. Bases 1 to 1653 code for a protein of 550 amino acids. Gene Ontology annotation, molecular function: transmembrane transporter activity. NCBI's taxonomy places the organism in Eukaryota, Fungi, Ascomycota, Eurotiomycetes, Eurotiales, Aspergillaceae.
AUGACAAGAGACGAAGAACGCUCUUCAUUCCAUAGCUCUCUUGACGAUGAUAGCAACUCACUAGAGCAGCGGCGCACCAACUACGAUGAACGACCCAACGCAGCGCUGGAGAAGCAGAGUACGGCGGCCUCUGCCCUGUCAGUCUUUGAACAACGUGCGCAGUCGGUAGUUUCAAGAAUUCGCAGUCGAGAACCUGGUCAGACUGCACGCUUCACGCACCCUCUGACACAUACCAAAACAUCAACUGAUGUGAUUGUGGACUUUGAGGGGCCUGAUGACCCGUAUCUCCCGCUUAAUUGGAGUUUUAGGAAAAAGGCUAUCACCACUCUAUUGUAUGGGCUGACAACAAUGGGUGCGACUUGGGCCAGUUCGAUCUACUCCACAGGCACGAGACAAGUCGAUGCGGAAUUCGGUGUCGGCGAGGAAGUUGGUACUCUUGGUACAGCAUUGCUGUUAUUCGGGUUUGGGCUCGGACCGCUUGUAUGGGCACCGUUAUCUGAAGUCUAUGGGCGUAAACCCGCCGUUUUAGCCCCAUACUUCAUUGCCGCUGUAUUCUCCUUUGGCACCGCUACCGCCAAAGAUCUGCAAACUGUUAUGAUCACUCGGUUUUUCACCGGAUUCUUUGGUUCAGCACCUGUCACUAAUACUGGCGGUGUUCUGAGUGAUAUUUGGACUGCGGAACAGCGAGGAGCGGCCAUUGUUGGUUAUGCUAUGGCCGUGGUUGGAGGACCGGUGCUGGGGCCCAUUGUUGGUGGUGCAAUCGUUCAAAGCUAUCUUGGUUGGAGAUGGACUGAAUAUCUCACCGGUAUAAUGAUGAUGUUCUUCCUCGCGAUGGACGUUCUGUUCCUAGAUGAAAGCUACCCUCCGGUGUUAUUAGUCUACAAGGCCCAGAGACUUCGAUUUGAAAGUGGCAACUGGGCUCUCCACGCGCGCCACGAGGAAUGGGAUGUCACAUUCAAAGAACUCGGCAACAAGUACCUCAUCCGCCCCUUCCAGCUCCUGACAACCCCAAUUUGUUUCUUGGUUGCUCUCUACGCCUCAUUUGUUUACGGUAUCAUCUACCUCAGUUUGGCAGCUUUCCCCGUCGAAUUCCAAGAGGUCCGAGGCUGGAAUCAAGUUGUCGGCGCAUUGCCAUUCCUGGGGUACCUAGUCGGAAUCCUCUUCGGCGCGGCCGUCAACCUUCUCAACCAAAAGUUUUACGUCAAGCGCUUCAAAGCAAACAACAAUUUCCCCGUUCCCGAAGCCCGCCUUCCCCCGAUGAUGCUAGGAUCCGUUUUCUUCGCCGCAGGCAUGUUCGUGUUCGGCUGGACCGGUCAGCCGGACAUUCACUGGAUCGGCCCCAUAAUGGGUGCCGUGAUGAUGGGCUUCGGCUUCUUCACUAUCUUCCAAGCUGCCCUCAACUAUCUGAUUGACACCUUCCAGAAAGUGUCCGCCAGCGCUGUGGCAGCUAAUACUUUCCUUCGGAGUGUCUUUGCCGGCUGUUUCCCGCUCUUCGCCAGUAUUAUGUUUCGCAAGCUGGGUGUACCCUGGGCUGCUAGUGUUUUGGGCUUUGUUUCAGUUGCGCUUAUACCCAUUCCGUACUUGUUUUACAUCUUUGGGAAGCGCAUCAGGGCCGCUGGGAAGUGGUCUCGUGCUUCUGUAUAUGGGGACUGA